Aspergillus piperis CBS 112811 is the source of this 411-nucleotide messenger RNA. RefSeq lists its product as uncharacterized. The transcript is spliced from 5 exons. The record is from RefSeq and is a predicted model, not a curated record. NCBI's taxonomy places the organism in Eukaryota, Fungi, Ascomycota, Eurotiomycetes, Eurotiales, Aspergillaceae. The coding region runs from base 1 to 411 and encodes 136 amino acids.
AUGCAUGUCGGGCGUUCAGCCACCGUGACAGGUCACCGUAUCAUAUGCAAUAUGCACUCCUCUGCAGUCUCGCCGGCCGACACAUCAUACAUCGAACAGAUAGGCGGGGCUCCCAUCCGUCGCGUCAGGAUCGGUUUAGCCAUCCAAGCUCAUUAUAGCCACGAAGUACCGCAAUGUGGCAAGGCUGCCUUUGAUCUAGACUCGACCAAGUCACUACCUGACAUCUGCCAUGUGGGUAGCAGGAACGAUGGCCAGCAAUGGCGUUGUGUUCCUCGCAACUGUUUUCCGACCCCAGUAUUGGGAGGUGCCGUCGCAUGUCCGGUGCAUCGCUUUGAGAUAUUCGGUGGUCCACGUAGAACGAACCGCCCUCCAGCCACUCCGGGCCUACGGUACUCGACCAUCCGCUAUUGA